CGUCCGUCCCCGCGUCGCGUCCCGUCCUACUUUCCAUCGUCAUCGUCAAAAUCUCUCCCUCUUUCUGGCGCUUCGCUUCUCGCUCGGUGGCGUUUCGCGAGAGAGAGGGAGAGAACCGAUGAGGAUGACGAUGGCGAUGGAAGGAGCAGCUCUGAAGCUCGCUCCUCCCGGGCCGUUCCGCCCUAAUUCCGCCCUCGCUCUCGCCUCCGCCGCCGCCUCCUCCUCCUCUUCCUCUAGGGCUUCCUUCCGCCGACUCUCCUCCUCCGCCGCCGCCUCCUCCUCCUCCUCCGUGCUCGCCGACAGCGAUCCCUCCGCUUCCGGUUCUCUCUCCUUGGGCCACCUCACCCGCCCCGACUUCCCCAUCCUCCACCAGGAGGUGAACGGCUCGAAGCUCGUCUACUUGGACAACGCCGCCACGUCGCAGAAGCCUAGCUCUGUCUUGAAGGCCGUGCUGGAGUACUACGAGGCUUACAACUCCAACGUACACCGGGGGAUUCAUUUCUUGAGUGUGAGGGCGACGGAUGAGUACGAGUUGGCCAGGAAGAAGGUGGCCCAGUUCAUCAAUGCGGGAGAAUCUAGAGAUAUUAUUUUCACUAGAAACGCUACUGAAGCUAUCAAUUUGGUUGCCCACUCCUGGGGCCUUUCGAAUUUGAAACCGGAAGAUGAGAUCGUACUCACAAUUGCUGAACAUCAUAGCGCUAUUGUCCCUUGGCAAAUCAUCUCGAAAAAAACUGGCGCCAUUCUUAAAUUUGUGGACUUGGAUGGAGGCGAAGUGCCAGAUGUGAGCAAAUUAAGAGGAAUGCUUUCGAAGAAGACAAAACUGGUCGUAGUUCAUCAUGUAUCGAACAUGCUUGCUUCAAUUCUGCCUAUCGAAGAUAUUGUUCAAUGGGCACAUGAUGUUCAGGCUAAAGUUCUUGUGGAUGCUUGUCAAAGCGUGCCUCACAUGGUGGUUGAUGUCAAGGCCCUUGAUGUCGAUUUCCUUGUUGCCUCAUCUCACAAGAUGUGUGGGCCUACAGGCAUUGGAUUCUUGUAUGGAAAGAGUGAGCUGUUGACUUCCAUGCCUCCAUUUUUAGGUGGUGGAGAGAUGAUUGCUGACGUCUUUCUCGAUCAUUCCACAUAUGCGGAACCUCCGUCCAGGUUUGAGGCUGGAACACCUGCAAUUGGGGAAGCAAUUGGACUAGGAGCAGCCAUAGAUUAUUUGUCCGAGAUUGGCAUGCAAAAGAUUCAUGAUUAUGAGAUGGAACUUGCAAAUUACUUGUAUGAAAGCCUUCAAUCAGUUCCAAGUGUCCGUAUAUAUGGUCCAAAACCUUCAAGGAAUAUUAAUCGUGCUGCUUUGUGCUCAUUCAAUGUUGAGGGCUUACACCCCACUGAUAUCGCGACAAUUCUCGACCAGCAGCAUGGGGUUGCCAUCAGAUCAGGACACCAUUGUGCUCAACCCCUCCAUCGCUAUCUAGGAAUCAGUGCGAGUGCACGUGCCAGUCUCUACUUCUACAACACUAAAGAAGAUGUAGACAACUUCAUUCAGGCACUCAACAGUACAGUCAAUUUCUUCAAUACUUACAAGUAAAAGGUGCCUCCCUAUAGUAUUCUUUAGGGACUUGUGCAUAAAUAUGUGGAAAUUGGAGUUAGAUUUUCGCGCCUUUCCUUUUCUAGUCAUGAGUGUUUAGGUAUACCUUCUGUCACGUCAUUAUCCGAGUGCUUGCUCCAGGAAUUCUCCGGGGGUUACUCUGCUUCAAAUCAAUUAAAAACCUACAUUGUAUCCACAUCGUAAAAUUAGCAUCCGCUGAGUUUUUAAGUUUUGGUCACUUGAUU
Eucalyptus grandis is the source of this 1812-nucleotide messenger RNA. Its product is annotated as cysteine desulfurase 1, chloroplastic. Gene Ontology annotation, molecular function: pyridoxal phosphate binding; cysteine desulfurase activity. The transcript has 10 exons. The record is from RefSeq and is a predicted model, not a curated record. The coding region runs from base 119 to 1567 and encodes 482 amino acids. NCBI's taxonomy places the organism in Eukaryota, Viridiplantae, Streptophyta, Magnoliopsida, Myrtales, Myrtaceae.